Didymella exigua CBS 183.55 is the source of this 462-nucleotide messenger RNA. RefSeq lists its product as uncharacterized. Lineage: Eukaryota; Fungi; Ascomycota; Dothideomycetes; Pleosporales; Didymellaceae. The record is from RefSeq and is a predicted model, not a curated record. The coding region runs from base 1 to 462 and encodes 153 amino acids. The transcript has a single exon.
AUGGAAGUUCGCUCAACAGUGUUCCACUCCGAUGCCACAGCGUGCAAAGAGUUCAAAAAUUGCCACGUCGUCCACCUUAACGUCACACAUACAAAUUGGAGCUCAGCCAGUGACCAAGUCACACAGAUCGAUACAAAAGCUGAGAGAUCGUGGGAGAAGCGACCAACGCACUUAUUCACGCGCCGCCUUUACAGCCGUAGCAGCGCAGAACCCGUAUUGACUGGACAAGGAAACAACGGCAGGUUCUGCUUCACUAUGAUCUUCACUGGGACAAAGUCACCUUACCAUACUUUGGGCUUUCAUAUUGACAGAUCCAGGACUCAAUUUCCCCGUGGACAAGGAACACUUCAUACCGCAACGUCGCGUGUGUGCACCAUGCUUGUGACACGAUCGCCGAAAGCAGCCGAUGGACCUCAUGGUUUGCCUACCGUAUACGUUUUGCAGUGCGCAGUCAUCAGAUAA